Leishmania mexicana MHOM/GT/2001/U1103 is the source of this 1755-nucleotide messenger RNA. RefSeq lists its product as hypothetical. The transcript has a single exon. The coding region runs from base 1 to 1755 and encodes 584 amino acids. Lineage: Eukaryota; Euglenozoa; Kinetoplastea; Trypanosomatida; Trypanosomatidae. The record is from RefSeq and is a predicted model, not a curated record. Gene Ontology annotation, molecular function: protein binding.
AUGAAGCGCGGAGCGAAGCGGUCGUCGCGAGAUGGGGAGGACAUCCCCGGGACACGCGCCCGCACCAAAGAUGCUGAGGAAAUGCGAAAGGAAGAAGAGCGCCGGCAGCGUGGGCUGACGGAGGCAAAGCCGCGAGCGGAGCUCGAAGACGAAGACAGCUGGGAAGAUGACAACAGUGACGUUGAAUACAUCGAGGACGGCUACGAUGAUGAAGAGGAAAUCGUUGAGGCGGGCGACGAGGACGAUGAUGAGUACGCCGAGUUCCAGAAGGAAUCCUCGGCUCACAUUGCGAAAGGCAUCAAGUCUAUCUCCUUCAAGGAGGCCGGCGAGACGGGUGCCGAGGACGAUGACGAGGCCGGCGGUGCUGCGGCGGUGUCAGUGUGGCGUGGCGACAUCGAAGGUGCCGCCAUUGGCGAGGCGGAAGGCGGUGAGCCAAUAAAGCUAGAGUUCUCCAACAAGGCCUACGACGCCUUCUUCCAGCUGCGCACCGAGUAUCCAUGCCUGUCUUUUGAUGUCGUGAAGGACAACAAGGACAACCACACCAGGUACCCACUCUCCACGGUGUUGGUGUGCGGCACGCAAGCGGAUGAGCAGGCCCGAAACGAGUUGCUGGUGCUCUAUGUAACGAACAUGUGCCGCACCAAGUACGACGUAGCCAGCGACAACGACAGCGAGGAAGACUACAUCGGCGAAGAGGACGAUAGCGAGGAGGACGAGGACGACGAGGCCGACGAGGAUGUGAACGAUGGCGAGCCGGUGGUGCACCACCGCGUCAUCAAACACUACGGCACGGCCAACCGCGUGCGCUGCUGCCCGCAGAACAACCCUGCGAGUGGCAGUCAGCUCGUGGCCGUGUGGUCCGAAGCCGGCCACGUGCAGGUCUUCGACAUCGAGUCGGAGGUGCGGGCCCUGACAGACUUCUCGAACUGGUCGAAGGAGCAGGCGCAGGUGUGGAAGCAGCAAUCGGCUGGAGGGCAGAGUAAGAAGGCUCAUCCGCUGAAGUUCUGCACGCCGUCGACGUCGCACAAGACAGAGGGCUACGGACUCGACUGGAGCCCGGUGCAGGCGAGCGUCUUCGCGUCGGGUGACUGCGCCGGUUCUCUUUUCGUGUGGCAGCCCACGGACGACGGCCGGUGGAAGAGCGCAGCAAGCAGCACUGUACCUGGCGCUAUGUCGAUUGAGGAGAUUCAGUGGAGUCCGACGCAGGCGGAUGUGCUCAUCACCGCCCGCGCCGGCGGCCUAGUGGAGGUGUGGGACACGCGUGACAUGCGGGCCUGCAAAAUUGCGUUUCAGGCGGACCCCUCCGAUAUCAACGUGGCUGACUGGAACCGUGCCCGGCAAGCGUCGCACCUGCUUGUGACAGGUGCCGAGAGCGGCGCUGUCGCAGUGUGGGAUCUGCGGCGCAUUGCCACUCCGGAGCCGAUCCAGCGCAUCGCACUUCACAAGAAGGCCAUCACGUCCGUCGAGUUUGCGCCGCACAACGAGAGUGUCCUGUCCGUUGUCAGUGAUGAUGGUCGCUGCACCUUGUGGGACCUGUCGCUCGAGCGCGACUUUAACGAGGAGCAGGAGGCGGUGGGCGAGUUGUUUAGCGGGAAGUUGAAGGAGUACCCUGAUCAAUUGAUGUUUCAUCAUCAGGGGCUGGUGCACCCGAAGGAGGCGCACUGGCACAUGCAGAUCCCCGGCAUGGUCGUGACGACGGAUUACGAGGGUCUCAAUCUCUUCCGUCCCAUGAACUGGAAGUCCUUGAUGCGUUGA